AAUAUCCGACAUAGUGUAGGCCACUUCCGCAUGUAAGUUGAGAAGAAAAAGGAAGGAGAACGAACAUGAUGUCGUUCCAAUGCUCUUACUCCUCCUCUUCAGUUCACCACCAGUACUCUAUUAUCAGCUGCAUAACCCCAAUAAUUCCCACUCUCAAACUCAAUAACAGAUUCAAAAUUCAUGCAAAAUCAAAUUCAGAUGCUGCACAAUCCACUUCAACCUCCUUUCUCUCCUUUCUCUGUCCCUUGCUCAAGCUUUUCUCUGGAGGAGAUCCUUCUCGACAACGUAAUUUCGCUUUAGAGCUAGCAACAUCUUCCUUGGCCAGCACAUCAAGGUUUGCAUGGGGAACAAAAUCCGUAGUUGAGAAUGCAGCUAGUAAAGAGAUAGAUUCAAAUCCUCCUCUUAGUUUACAGCUUUUUGAAUUUGAGGCAUGCCCAUUUUGUAGAAGGGUACGAGAGGCAAUGACUGAACUAGAUCUUUCUGUAGAGGUUUAUCCUUGUCCUAAGGGUUCUGUAAGACACAGAGAGGUGGUCAGAAAAACUGGUGGCAAAGAGAUGUUUCCUUUUCUCAUUGAUCAAAAUAGCGGCGUUUCUAUGUAUGAAAGUGGGGAUAUUGUAAAAUACUUGUUCGAGAGAUAUGGAGAAGGUAGAAGUCCAUCAUUGGGGCUUCUAGAGAGCACUAUUUUCACGGGAUGGAUGCCUACACUUCUACGAGCAGGUAGAGGAAUGACAUUGUGGGAACGUUCUAGGGUUGACCUUCCUCCUAGAAAGCUGGAGCUUUUCUCAUACGAAAAUAACCCGAACGCUCGAAUUGUGCGUGAGGCCUUAUGCGAGUUGGAACUUCCUUACAUUCUUCAAAAUGUAGGAGAAGGAUCCCGCCGAAUGAAGUUACUCUUGGAGGCCUCUGGAUCAAAAGAGGUUCCUUACUUUGUUGAUCACAACACUGGAUUUCAAUCUGGGGACUACAAGAUGAUCUUACCUUAUUUGUUUGAAACCUAUUCAUCGGCUAAUUUAUAAUUUCCACAUUCUACAAAUGAAAAACUUUUGUGCUUUCAAGUCAUUACAAAGCCUGUUUAAUGUUGUAUUAUUAUGUGAUAAACAAAAUCACAGGUACAUGUAAUAGAAAAAUUGUAAAUAAUUUCCUAUACAAAAAGGUUAAGUCGAAUAACUUUUUAUUUGGAGUUGUGACCAA
Molecule: messenger RNA, 1191 nt
Organism: Trifolium pratense (red clover)
Lineage: Eukaryota; Viridiplantae; Streptophyta; Magnoliopsida; Fabales; Fabaceae
Exons: 10
Coding region: 66-1016 (316 amino acids)
Cellular component (GO): chloroplast
Source: RefSeq, a predicted model, not a curated record